Molecule: messenger RNA, 705 nt
Organism: Penicillium odoratum
Lineage: Eukaryota; Fungi; Ascomycota; Eurotiomycetes; Eurotiales; Aspergillaceae
Product: GPI anchored serine-threonine rich family protein
Exons: 2
Coding region: 1-705 (234 amino acids)
Source: RefSeq, a predicted model, not a curated record
AUGCGUUCCGCUAUCAUCGCUGCUGCUGCCUUUGCAGCUCUGGUUUCCGCCGACAGCACUGCCAACCCCUUCAGCAACCCCACUGGUGGUUACGUUUUCACCUCCGGUGAUGCCACCACCCUGACCUGGGAUCCCACUACCAGCGGCACUAUUUCCCUGCGUCUGCAGUGGGGUUCCGUGACCACCGCCGAGUCCGGUGAUGCUAUUGCCUCCGACAUUGACAACAGCGGCACCUACACCUGGGAUGUGCCCACUGACCUGGUUAAGGACCGGGAGUACACCAUCGAGAUCCUGGACGACAGUGACUCGGAUGAUUACAACUUCCUGCCUUACUUCACCGUCGCUGGUGCCACCGCUACUGCCUCGGCAACUACCUCUGCCAGCUCCACUUCGACCUCCGCGGCUUCCACCUCGACCUCCUCGGCUUCCACCUCCAGCGAGGCUACCUCAACUUCCACUGCUUCCAGCAGCUCGUCUUCCAGCUCCGCUAGCACCAGCAGCACCCCUACCACCAUGACCACUAUGAGCACCUCGGCUUCUAGCACCGCCGCUUCCACUGCUAGCUCCACCUCGACUUCCAGCUCCAGCUCCACCUCCGCCAGCACCUCUGCUACCUCCACAUCCGUCCCCACUGGCGCCGGUAGCAUGAACCGUGUCUCCGGUGCUUUGCUGGCCGUCGUUGCCGUCGUUGCCGCUCUCCUGUAA